GGGUACUUCCCUUCAUGGCUUCGGCCAAGACUACCACGCAUUGGUGACGUAGUACAAACCUCUUGCGUCCUACAGUCUGGCUUUAGCUGUACGAGGACAUUGUCGUUGGAAGUCCCUUCUGACAACAGAGUCGAGCUGGAACCAUUCCGCCCUUCGCCCUUUUACUUUUGCUGAAUCACAUGGCUUGCUGUGUUUGCUGACGCGAAUGGCCCUUUGGCUCUACAGUUGGUCAUACCGGUACUCAUCUUUCAAUGUUAUCUGAAGCUAGCAUAAAGCUCCAAUACAUAAGUACUCUGCUGUAAGGGGACGGAAACCUCAGGCCAGACGUUUCGUUAAUGCCUGUGAUAACGCUGCAGCUUGGGCAAUGUGGUAACCAGCUCGGCUGCAGCUUCUUUAGUGCCCUCGCAUCAGAACUCUCUGCACACGAUUAUGGGCAAGAUGCUGUCCUCGAGUACUACCGGCCUGGGGCUGACCCCAACAUCUAUACGUCACGCUCUGUUCUCAUCGACAUGGAACCCAAGGUGGUUGCGGGCGCCCGAGCUGCCGCCGCCGCUUCCGGCAGCUGGUGGCGCUACCCGCCCUCCGGCUACCUGGUUAUGCAGAGCGGCUCGGGAAACAACUGGGCGCAGGGGUUCCACGGGUACGGUCCGCAGGUGCACGAGGCCGCUCUGGAGCUGGUGAGGAAGGAGGUUGAGCACGCGGACAGCCUGACCGGCUUCCUGCUGCUGCAGAGCAUGGCGGGCGGCACGGGCGCGGGGCUGGGCACCUACGUGGCGGAGGCACUCAGAGACGACUACCACUCGGCCUUCGUCACCAACUGCUGCGUGUGGCCGUACGAGAGCGGCGAGGUGAUCGUACAGCCGUACAACACGCUGUUCACGCUGAGUCACCUGGCUGACGUGUCGGAUGGCAUCAUGCUGCUGGAGAACGAGGCGCUGCACAGGACGUGUGCGCGGCUCAUGGGGAUCGCGCGGCCCUCCUUUGCGGACAUGAACGGCAUCGCAGCACGUGCUCUGGCGUCAGUGCUGCUGCCGUCGCAGCCCCGAGGUCCGUACGGCAGUGGCAGCAGCAGCGGCGGCGGCAGCGCUGCGGGGUCCAAGACGUUGGGCGGCCCCGGCUCCCACCCGCGGGGUUCUCCGGGGGCGGGGCCGGCGGGUGCAGCCGCACAGCUGCCGGCGCUGCGGCGGACGGGCAGCAGCAGCAGCGGCGGCGCUCGGGGUGCAUCAGGGGAGGGCAGCUACCCAGGUAGCCCCCAAGCCCCACUCACUCCAACCAGCAGUGGUGCCCUGGGUGGCGGCCCCUGCGGCCCCUCCUCCCGUUGCCCCGGCCCCGUCCGCACCUCCCCCCUGGCCGACCUGGUGUCUCACCUGUGCUGCCACCCCGCAUACCGCAUGCUGACACUGCGGGCGGUGCCGCAGCUGCCGCCGUCCAGCAUCGACUUCACCACCUUCACUUGGCCUGCCAUCCUGAAGCGGCUCAGGCAGAUGCUGGUGACGGGCAGCAUCCUGGAGGAGGGCAUGGACUGGAGCGUCACGCCGCACAGCCCAGGCGCAGGGGCGCCGCAGGGCCCGGGUACCGCCGCGGCUGCGGGAGGCGGCAGCGCCAGCAGCGGCGCCUGCCGGGUGAACCGCGCGGUGGCCAACUGGCUUGUGCUGAGAGGCCAGGGAGCGGCUGAAGUGGACGUGUGUGAGUUCGCGGAGCCCGCACUGACGGCGGGCUGGGCGGUGGACCCGCUGGCUGUGUCGUACAGCGGCGCCAAGUUCGGGCGCUGCCUCAUGUCGGCAUCGCUGGUCAGCAACGACCGGCGCUGCGUGGGGCCCAUCCAGCGCAUGCAGGAGCACGCGUACGGCAUGCUGGCGUCACGUGCGUUCGUACACCAGUAUGAAAAGUACGGCAUGAGCGUCUCUGACUUCCAGUCGUGCUUUGCUCGCAUAGAGGACAUCGCCCACCGCUACGCCAUGCUGUAGGGCUGGCACGUGGGUUGGACGUACGGCAUGGGGGUACUGCGGGGCCUUGGGGCGAGUUGUUGUUGGCGACACUGACUGUAAAGUGCUGCUUGCAGUGUGCAUCAAGGCUGGUGCUGUGUGGUUCUGGUACCGGUAGCGCCUAUCCUGUGUAAAGGUUAUUACCAUGGGCCGGGGGAUGAAACGUUAUGGUGGAUCCCUGGGCGGGGUUGUGGGCUUAUGCGGCCCGCAGCCAGUACCCCUCCCUGCCCGAGGGAACAUGCAAGGCAGCUGCUGCUGCGGGCUUCGCCUCUGCAGGAUUAACGGCUGUACCCGGGACAGAUCACGAGGCAAGAGUUUACAAGCUUGCACUGCCUUGAAGCUAUAAGUUAGCCGACAACGGCUUUUGCCUCCAUGUAACCAAGCCUGCAGGUCCGGUACCAGUCAGCUUAGCGGGCACGGAUGUGACCGCACCCAAUGUCGGCUGCAACGCAACCAUACGUAAGCCUCAGUCGGGGGCAGGGGCGCCACGCCAGCAGCACCGCCACCCCAACACCCAACACACCCCGGCUAGGUGACUCG
Molecule: messenger RNA, 2525 nt
Organism: Astrephomene gubernaculifera
Lineage: Eukaryota; Viridiplantae; Chlorophyta; Chlorophyceae; Chlamydomonadales; Astrephomenaceae
Source: the annotation of a GenBank genome assembly